AUGGCGACACAAGAGCGGGCGGAGCAAUCGAGGGGGGUUGUCCUAGAGCUUCCAACGGAGGUUUGCCCUGGUAAUAAGGAGAAGAAGGUUCUGGGUGGGUCGAAAGGGGAUGCUGGCGGUAUGGGAUCAGGAAGGGAAGGAAAGAGAGGUGGGGCUGCUGGGUCUAAAGGCCAGGAAACUAAGGGCGCUCGUGACAAAGGCAAUGUGGACAAAGGGCAUGUGGAUAAAAUGAUGUUAGGGGGCAGCAAGGGAGUCAGUGGUGGCGUGGCGAGCGCUAAAGAUGGGAAGCAGGGAGCUGGAUUGGUGGCGGCAGCUGGGAUGGAAGGUAAGAGGGAGGUGGGGGUUAAAUCCUCCAAUCAAAAGAAGCAAGGGGUCAGUAGAGGUGAGAAGAUGAUUGUGGACACUAAUGGGGGAAGAAAAGAAACAUGGGAAGCUCGCUAUAAGAAGAAUAAUAAAGAGGGACCAGGCGAAGCUGGCAUAAAAAUAGGGAGUGGAGGGACAAAAAAAUCACUCAAAAUAAAAAUUCCCUUGAGAAAGAAAGAUGUUGAUAUGCAGGGGAUGGCUGGGGAUCAAAAGACAGGAAAGGACAUGGGUCCUAAGCUGGGGAAUGAUCAUCUUGCAGGGAAGGAUAAAGGAAAGAAGGUGGAAGCGGGAGGACAAAGUGCAAAGCUGCCAGGAGAAGAUAUGAAUUUGGACGAGAAGGAAGUGGGGAAGGAGGGGCUGGAAAUUCACCAAAGGAAGGUAGACGCGGCAGAGGAAAUGGUGAGUGGUAGCAAUGGGAAGCAGGUGGCAUUCCAAAUGACGGCGCCGGAUCGGAGGAAGUUGAAGAAAAGAAACGAGCUGCAGCAAUGGUUGAGGACCUCAUAG
Molecule: messenger RNA, 867 nt
Organism: Linum trigynum
Lineage: Eukaryota; Viridiplantae; Streptophyta; Magnoliopsida; Malpighiales; Linaceae
Source: the annotation of a GenBank genome assembly